This is a messenger RNA of Neoarthrinium moseri, 639 nucleotides long. RefSeq lists its product as uncharacterized. Lineage: Eukaryota; Fungi; Ascomycota; Sordariomycetes; Amphisphaeriales; Apiosporaceae. Gene Ontology annotation, cellular component: U4 snRNP; cytoplasm; U4/U6 x U5 tri-snRNP complex. The record is from RefSeq and is a predicted model, not a curated record. The transcript has 4 exons. The coding region runs from base 1 to 639 and encodes 212 amino acids. Gene Ontology annotation, molecular function: RNA binding. Gene Ontology annotation, biological process: mRNA splicing, via spliceosome.
AUGUCGAACAAGCAAGGCAAGAUGGCCGGUUACAUCAACUACCGGAUGAGAGUGACGCUCUUGGACGGGCGCCAGAUGACUGGCCAGAUGCUGGCCUUCGACAAGCAUAUGAACCUCGUCCUGGCCGACACGGAGGAGUUCCGCAAGCUCAAGCGCAAGACAGCCAAGCCCGCCGGCGCCCCCGGCGCAUCCACCCCCCAGACCCAGACCAUCGAGACCGAGGAGAAGCGCACGCUGGGACUCACCAUCGUCCGUGGCGCCCAGAUCGUCUCGCUCUCCGUCGAGUCGGCACCUCCCGCAGACCCUAGCACCCGACUGGGCAAGACGACGACCGGCGGUCUCACCUCCGCCCUGACAUCCGGCCCCGGAGUCUCUCGUCCGGCUGGACGUGGAGCUGCGCCCGCGAGCUUGGCUGGCCCUGCUGCCGGCGUCGGUGCUGGUGCUCCUCCUCCUCAGUUUCCCCCGCAGUUCCCUGGCGCACCUGGUUUCGGUCCUGGCAGAGGUGGUCCUCCCGCCCCUGGCUUCCCUGCCCCAGGUGGUUUCCCCCCUGCUGGAUUCCCUCCUCAGGGAGGCUUCCAGCCGCCGCCUGGCUUCCCCGGUGGCCCUCCCCCAGGCUUCAACCCUCCUGGACGGAGAUAG